Pollicipes pollicipes is the source of this 959-nucleotide messenger RNA. Its product is annotated as E3 ubiquitin-protein ligase RNF25. Gene Ontology annotation, molecular function: ubiquitin protein ligase activity; protein binding. Gene Ontology annotation, cellular component: nucleus. The record is from RefSeq and is a predicted model, not a curated record. NCBI's taxonomy places the organism in Eukaryota, Metazoa, Arthropoda, Thecostraca, Pollicipedomorpha, Pollicipedidae. The transcript is spliced from 10 exons. Bases 81 to 959 code for a protein of 292 amino acids. Gene Ontology annotation, biological process: protein ubiquitination.
UGGUAGUUGUAGUGGCACUGGCUGGGGUUUGUUUCCGUUCUCCGACAGAUUUUGUUUGCAGCUUGAUUUCCCAUCGAGAAAUGCCCAUGGAAGAAGCAACUCCAGAAUCUCAGAAAGCUGAAGCAGCCAUGGAAAAUGAUGAUAUUUUAUUAGACGAGAUAGCUGCAUUGGAGGCUACCUUGAUGGAUGAUUUGAAUGUCGUCUACAACGGGGAGCGGCCGCAGGAGGUGUCUGUCACACUGCAUCCAGCCACAGCCGACAACCGCGAGGAGCAGUUUGUGCGCAUGACGUUGACGCUGCACCUGCCCGCCGGGUACCCGCGUGUAAGCCCCGAGGUGCUGAUCACCAACCCGCGCGGCAUCAGCGAGCAGACGGUGCAGCAGGUCAAGGCGCAGUGCCAGGAGAAGAUGGACGAGUACCGCGGCGAGCCGGUGCUCUACCAGCUGAUGGAGCUGGCGCGAGACCACCUGACGGACAGCAACGUGCCGGCCGUGCCGUGUGUCAUCUGCCUGUACGAGUUCACCGAGUGUGAUGUCUUCACCAAGACCGUCUGCUACCACUACUUCCACGCCCAGUGUCUGGCCAGGUACAUUGACAACUUCCUGAACUCUCCGGAGGACGAGGAAGUGCCGCCGUGGCAAGAAAAGAAGAUGAAAAAUGUGGUGUGCCCUGUGUGUCGGGAGCCGAUCGUGUACGACCUUGCGGCCUUGCGCGAGGCGCCGCCGCCAGAGCUGAGCGCCCGCGCCGCCGGCUUCAGCGCCACGGCCGAGCUGCGCAACCUGCAGCGCUGCAUGGCCGCGCUGCGGCUGCAGCAGCAGCAGCGCGGCGGCCUCAUUGACCCGGAGGAAGAGCGCAACAAGUACCUGCUGGUCACGGCGCCCGAGACCGAGCAGAGACCGUCCCGGGCUGAGAGGCGGCGGGCGCUGGCGACCGGUGGUAUCAGCUCAGGGGGUCGGUAG